AUGAUUGUGGUAUUAAAUGAAACACAACCGCAAUAUCUAAUUUUAUUUUGCUUAAAAAAUAAUAAUAAUAAUGUUCCUGUUGAUACAAUCCCUGGAGCCGAACUUGGAAUUACAAGUGAUGGUUUCUUUAGUCUUGAAGAACAGCCAAAUAAAGUUUUAGUAGUUGGAACUGGUUACAUUGGUGUUGAAUUAGCAGGUGUUUUCAAUGCUUUAGGCACAAAUACUACAUUGGUUACUCGUUCGGGUGAAAUUUUAAGAACCUUUGAUUCUAUAAUCAAAGAUGUCCUUUUAGAACAAACAAAAUCAGAGGGUAUUCGUCUUUUAACUCAUUCUCAUGUCCACAGCGUAUCACGUGACAAUCCAGGUGCUCCCUUAAAAGUUAAACUUACUUCAAAAGAAACAAAUGAAACAACAGAAGAAUUUGAUGUAAUAUUAUGGGCCAUUGGCAGAAAACCACACAUUGAGGGUCUUAAUUUAGACCAUAUAGGAAUAAAAUUGAAUGAAAAAGGUUAUAUUUACACAGAUGAAUAUCAAAACACUGUAACAGAGGACAUAUAUGCUUUAGGCGAUGUUUGUGGCGUUGCUCAAUUGACUCCUGUUGCAAUUGGAGCUGGUCGCCGUUUGUCAGAUCGUUUAUUUGGUCCUUCAAAAUUUGCUAAGGCUAAACUUGACUACAACAAUAUUCCAACUGUUGUGUUUCACGGUACUUGUGGAGCAGUUGGUUUGACUGAACCAGAAGCAAGGAAUAAAUAUGGAGAAGAGAAUGUUAAAACUUAUACUUCUAAGUUUGUAAAUUUAUAUAAUUCAAUGACAAAACACAAACCUGCAACAGCAUAUAAACUUGUGGUUGUCGGUGAAGAAGAAAAAGUUGUUGGUGUUCACAUUGUGGGAAGAGACUCAGCAGAAAUUCUGCAAGGUUUUUCUGUUGCUGUUAAAAUGGGUGCCACAAAAGAAGAUUUUGAUAGUACUGUCGCAAUUCAUCCUACUGCAGCUGAGGAACUUGUUACCAUGAGAUAA
Molecule: messenger RNA, 1017 nt
Organism: Entrophospora sp. SA101
Lineage: Eukaryota; Fungi; Glomeromycota; Glomeromycetes; Entrophosporales; Entrophosporaceae
Source: the annotation of a GenBank genome assembly